AGCCAUUACCUCAUGUCCUAUCAUUACAUGCCCUAUCACUACUAGUACCUCUCCGGCUUUCUUGUAGGCCCCCUUUAGGUACUGGAAGGCUGCUAUAAGGUCUCCCCGGAGCAUUCUCUUCUCCAGGCUGAACAACCCCAACUCUCUCAGCCUGUCUUCAUAGGAGAGGUGCUCCAGCCCCUUGAUCAUCUUCAUGGCCCUCCUCUGGGCUCACUCCAACAGGUGCGUGUCCUUCUUAUGUUGGGGGCCCCAAAGCUGAACACAGUGCUCCAGGUGGGGUCUCACCAGAGUGGAGUAGAGGGGCAGAAUCACCUCCCUCGACCUGCUUGCUGGUCAUGCUUCUUUUGAUGCAGCCCAGGAUACGGUUGGCUUUCUGGGCUGCAAACACACAUUGCCAGGUCAUGUUGAGUUUCUUGUCAACCAACACCCCCAAGUCCUUCUCCACAGGGCUGCUCUCGAUCCACUCAUAUGAAAGUAAAAUAGCCAAGUGAGCUUCCAUUUUAGUUUUGUCCUGAAAGAGGCUUUUCCUAAGACUAAAAGGCCAUUCAUGUUGUUUUGGGGGACUUCCCUGAGACUUUUAAGUAAGGUACCAAUUGUAAAGAACUGCUCACAAGACAGAGUCAUUUUCUAAGCCUUCAGGUGAGGCUCCUUUCAAACCACUGACAUGGUGGAAAGCUUCUUGUAUCACAUUCUUAAACCCUGGGUAAUUGGAUUGCUUAACAGACUGUCUGGUAAUCUCAUACAUAGCAUUUAACCACAUAGUAAGGCAGGGAACUAAUCUCUGCUACGGUACAUUUGACCCAGCUUUUGACCUUUGUCAUCUUCAAUAAUAAAUAUGCUCAGGCUGUACCUUUCUGUACAUUCUGAAUACAGUAGAUGUGCAGUCAGGAUAGGAGGGUGUAUUAAAUCCUAUGUGUUGCCAACUUUGUCAGCUGAUGGAACUCCUGUGUGCCUGGAAAUAAGGCCAGAAUAGUGGAAGCUUUACACAAAAGCCAUUAUGGAUGGAGCUUCUCUGCUUCGCUGGAGCAGGGAUGGCUAUAGGAAUUGUGAGCUGCUGUGCUUGCUCUCCCUGGCUUGUUAAAUUUACAAGCACUGUGUGACACAAACUUGGAAAGGUGUCAGUGGAAAGAAAUGUGCAAAAUAAGACACCCUGAGCACAGAGCGGAAGAGCAAGAAGGUUGGUCUAAUAAGAAUGAGCGGUGAAGAAUGGUACAUUUUUCAAAGCAGAUCUUACAUACUUAGUGCCUGUUUUAUAGACAUCUUUGUGUUACAGGUGUGUGUGUAUAUGAUGUUGAAGGUUGGCUGAAUGUCAGCUUUGGAUAACAUAAAAGUGUACCAGCAUAACAGAGGGCAUCAGACACGUUCUGCUGACUUAGUCUCAGCAUUUAGUGACAUGAUCAAACUAUGCUAGAAAGCCAGAAGAAAGUAGUCCCUGUUCAGCUGAUGGAUUGCCAGACUCACAGACCUGCGUGCAUCUGAAGUGGAUGCAGGAGCCAGGGCUUUGACUUAGAGAUGUACAACACAAUCGGGCAUAUGAGGGCUUACACAGACACAAAGGCAUGUGGUUUUGUCCACGUGUUUUGCUUGGAAGUUGAAAAGGAUUUUUUUAUAGUCAUCUGCAAGUAUAUUCACACGGUUCAUUUGAUGCAGAAGGCCUAAGGAUGGUAGAGUGUGUCUAUGUUAGUGGUGCGUACUGAAUGAUGUACUAGCUCAAUGCAGAGCAUUUUUACACUAUUUAGUGAUUCUGCAGCUAGUGAUUACACUGACAAAAGUUUACACAUCAACUCAACAUAGAAGUGCCUCAGCAUAGGAUGUCGUGGUAAAAGAGCUCCUACUCCCUUGGGCCCUGUAAGAGAAACAGUUUUGUCAGCUUGGGAACAAAAUAAACCGGUUUUCUAUAAAUUACUCUUUAUGGUGAAUGUGCUGUACCAAAAAAAAGGAAACAUGAAUACUUUAAUAUCAUGAAAAGUGAUAUUUUUGGCUUUAAUCUGUAAGAUAUGAGAGAGAAACCUUGAUGGCUGAAUAGGUUUUCUUAUAUAUAAUAAAACACAGCUCUUGGUGGAAGAUUUUCCUAUAAUUAGAGCAUUUAUAAUGUCUUCUCUCUUUCUUUGAUGUCUUGUAAAAUAUAAACUCCUGCUGCAGCAUUGCCCAUCAUGAGCAUGCUAAUAAUGGCCUCUCUUCUCCGGUAGCGUAUUUUCAAAUAACUUUAUAUGAACAAAAUCAUUGAAAUUAUCCAUGAAAUAAAAAAUUAUGAAGGUUGGAUGGACAGUAGCCACACCUGUAACAUGAUUGCCUGAGCCUUAUUUUCUGAGGAUACUGAGCUGAAAAGUGUCUGUAUCACAUUCUGACUCCUCCAGAAAUGAUGAAUGUGUGUAGUUAUAGAGGAUGCAAAUCCAUUUCUCACUACUGAAUUAUGAAUUCUGAAUGAAAGAAUUUUAGGAUCUUUUCCUGAUGGUUACUAUUUUGAAAACUCAUCCUGGUAAGGUAAGGCUUGAGAAUUAACAAUUUACUUUGCUGGCAGCUUUCCAUCCCUAGCCAUUGUUAGGAACGCAUUAAAAAGACCUUUGAUUAAGCUUUCUUUCCACGCUGGUUGGAGAGGUUUUCAGUGAAGCUUGGUUGGGGAGAUGGAGUGGUGCUAUGAAAAUAUUUUGAUUAAGAAAAUGUGUUAGUUCUGUUAAGAAAAGUAUUUUGUGUUUAGGCUAAAGUUUUUCAUCAGAACUGAAGACGAACGUGUGUUCUUCAUCCUCAAGUACUCAGCGUACCCAUGGGCUCAGCAUUCAAGCUGCUUACCUGGGAUGCGAGGAGCAGAGGCUCGUCCCCCUUCUUUGGAUUCAGAUCCUGGGCUUGAAUCUCAGUAUACCUAAAUAUAAGGAGACUAUAGGUUGAAAAGAUGUAAGUAUGCCAACCCCCCUCUUUCCCUCCCAGCCUGUUACAGCUCUACGGCCUGUAGACAGAUCUGUGCCUACCAACCUUUUGUCCCGCUGCAAAACAGCGUGUCUUUGGUUAUCGCCGAAGCUUUUAAGAAAGCCUAAGAAGUACUUCCCGAUGGCGGUAACGCUGACAGAAAGCAACCACGUACUUCGAAAGGAGUCGUUGCGGCGCAGCCCGCGGCAGGCAGUUUGCGGGGAGCGGAGCUGCGGGCCGUGGGUUUCUGCGCUGGGGGGUGCUGUUGCCUGCGGAGAGGCCGCUGCAGCCCAGCGCGGGGGGGCGCAUAAAGCGCUCGCUUAGAGCCGCAGCCUCGCAGAGCUGCCAUGAGUACUGCUGACCGGUGUGUCUCCUUGCACUCAGGCUCUCGGACCAAGGAAAGGGAACUUCCUCUUUAAAGCUACGUAUUACUAAGUAAGGAGGAUUUCUGAUGGGCGGAGUUCUCCCUUGAGCAGGCUAGAUAAAGGCUUGCGGGAUUUACAGACCUCUCAGACUGCAAUCAGCAUGAACUGCAGCCUGUCAGACAGAGUGCUGCUCAGCUACACGAUGGCUGGACAGCGGGACAGGUUGUGCCUUCAGUCUCUUUGGGACUUUGUCACAGCAAAGGAGCCAUUGAUCAAGUCACCUUUUUUUCCAGUGCUGUUUUCUUUUACAGCAUACAUGGCUUUCUGUCUUCCAUAUAUUGCACUGGACUUUUUAAGCACUGGACUACCAAACUUGAGAAAAUACAAAAUCCAGCCACAGAACUAUCCAACUCUUGGAAUGAUGGUGCCUUGCAUUAUUCAAAGUGCGUAUCACCAUGUUGUUUUGAUCUUCCCGGUGACAUUUCUCCACUGGUACUGGAGACCAAUGAAUCUACCAGUGAUAGCUCCAGAGCUGCCUGAGGUCCUGCUGGAAGUAGGAGUUUGCCUGCUUCUGUUUGAUUUUGAGUACUUCCUGUGGCAUUUGCUUCAUCACAAGGUGCCUUGGCUCUACAAGACUUUCCACAAGGUGCAUCACAAGCAUGUGUCAACGUUUGCUCUUACUACACAGUAUUCCAGUGUAUGGGAAUUGCUCUCACUGGGAUUUUUUGCUGCUAUCAACCCAGUGCUCCUCGGAUGCCAUCCUUUGACAGAAAUGAUUUUCUUCCUUGUAAACAUUUGGUUGUCAGUGGAGGACCAUUCAGGAUAUGACCUUCCGUGGUCAACUCACCGACUUGUGCCUUUUGGUUUGUAUGGAGGAGCACCACAUCAUGAUCUCCAUCAUCUCAAAUUCAAAUCAAACUAUGCUCCUUACUUCACCCACUGGGACAAACUCUUCGGGACAUUCACAGAGUCGCAUUCUAAUUAAGGAUAUUUACCUGUGGACAAACUCUUAUUUUUUAUAGACUAAACGGGGACAUUAAUUUUUCAAAGACAUGCGGAAGAUUGUAUAUUUGAAGCUGCCUGUAAAAGCAAUAGCUAUUUAUAACAAAUACUCUUAAUAUAUGUGUAUUUGUAUGUAUACUUGGAACUGCCUAUGUUAAAUGACUGCAAAUGGGAGGGUAAAUAUCUGUUGCCUAAAUUUGUUUGAGUCAAAGGUGUAAGGGAAGCAUUAAGAGACAUUCUCUCUUCUUUCCUUCUUUCCAGCUUUCAUAAAGCAUGUAUUGUAUUACUGUAUGAUGUUUUAUACAUACGCCAGAACAACUAUCUUACUGUUGUAGGAUGAUUUAUGAUGUAAACAGAAAAGGUACACAUCAUAGAUUUUGUGGAGUUUAAUCUGCUAGAGCAUAUUAUUGCACAAUGAUGUUGUAAAAUAUUGCUGCCAAACAAAGCUAGUUGGCUAACCGUGCAAUAAUUUUGAUAUUUAUAUUUUAAACCUUGAUGUACUGUCUGUUUUUAAUAGAAAAUAAAUAUGGUCAUUCUUUUAAAAUUA
Messenger RNA from Harpia harpyja (harpy eagle), 4818 nucleotides. It is a transcript of the gene CH25H, whose product is annotated as cholesterol 25-hydroxylase. NCBI's taxonomy places the organism in Eukaryota, Metazoa, Chordata, Aves, Accipitriformes, Accipitridae. Gene Ontology annotation, molecular function: iron ion binding; C-4 methylsterol oxidase activity; steroid hydroxylase activity. The transcript has 2 exons. Bases 3430 to 4254 code for a protein of 274 amino acids. The record is from RefSeq and is a predicted model, not a curated record. Gene Ontology annotation, biological process: cholesterol metabolic process; sterol biosynthetic process.